GGUGGUGCUCCACCCAAUGCAGUUAAGUGGGGCAUCACAGCAGUAACACCUGGGGCUGUGGCUUGGGCUAUUAACAUAUUUCUAUUAUCACCCGACCAGGAAUUUCCCCAAGAAGGCAAAGGGAAGACCUCCAGAAUCAACUAUGACAUGAUCUUUAUGUUCUUCAAAGAACUGCUGAUCUGCAACUGGGAGAAGCCUUACCUGAAGAUGAUCAUCAAGCAUAUCAAUACCUUUGUUUUCGAGCGCACUUUUUGCCCCUCUCAUGAUCUUAACAGUAGGGAUUCUGCUGAUAAUCUUCAAGAAGAAAUGUGUCUUGCUCAACUUGGAUUAGCAGCAGACACAGAAGAUGAUCUGUCUCUGUCUGACAAUAAAAAUGCUAGUAUUGAUGUCCUCGCUAAAGCUACAGGCAAUAUAGCUAUAUGUAAUUCCAAUGAGGCUCCUACUCCUUUGUCAACUAUCUGCUGA
Molecule: messenger RNA, 465 nt
Organism: Suillus fuscotomentosus
Lineage: Eukaryota; Fungi; Basidiomycota; Agaricomycetes; Boletales; Suillaceae
Exons: 2
Source: RefSeq, a predicted model, not a curated record